AAGAUGGCCUCCACACGGUCGGCGCAGAACGGGACGAAAAAGCGUUCGCCAGAAGAACACACUUUAUCUUCUUACAUCACGGUAGUAUGUCUUGAUGUAUCGCGUGUGGAUACCGGGCUUGAAGAUUGCGCUGAGCCAUGAGGCGUGAAAGCGUGGAAGCGCAGCGAUCGUUGCAUGGUUGCUACCCCUCGACCCGUUAAUUAUCUCGGAAUGCAGCUGCGGUUAAGAACCAGCGCAAGCUUCAAGGGGGUUCGUAGUCGUAAACAUUAGGUGUGUCGGCGUCGCUUUGGGCCGAUACUGAUGCCGCCGUGUAAAAUAUCUGUGUCGAAUAUCAGCCUAGCUAAAAUAAUCCGGCUACGCAUCGACCAACAUUCAGAAACACCAUAAUUACUCCGUUUACGAUGAUGUGUAAUUAGAGGAAAGCAAUGGAAGUAUGAUAAAGGAAGAAAAUAACCAUGAUGAGUUCAGUGACAUAUAAAUAAAUAAAUAAGUAAACAUAUAAAGAAGCAAAUGAAGAAAUGGUUUUAAAUACAUGGUAUGAAUAAACAAGUGAAUGAAUUAACAUGAGAUUUCACGAGAGAGGAAAAAGAAAGUGUCAAACCCUAGAGCUUUACUAGCUUCGUUAUUAAUAUCAUCAAGCUCAGAAGUCGGCGAUUUUUCGGGAUAAAUCCACAAAAGGAGGUAAUGCUUGUAUGGGUUAGCUGGCUGUUGCCUGUGCGGAGGGCAUGGAGACGGAGAGCGUGAAGUCCGGGGCUAGCGAGCAUAGCCAUAGCCAUAGCCACCAUAGUAGAGGCUCGCAAAAGCAUCAUAGAUCACACAACAACAAAUCUCAUCACCACAACCGUCAAUAUUCUCACAGGUCUUCGAGAAGUAGCCGCAGCCAAAGAAAGGAGAGACAGAAUUUGGACUCCAGCGAAAUGGCUCCGUUCCAAACAACUGUUAACGUGCGUGGGGAGAAUGUUGACCACUUGGGCCAAGAGGUGAUCGAAGUGCAGAUAUUGCCUCAGGAUGAAAACUGGGGAGAAAAUACAACCGCGGUUACUGGAAACACCUCGGAUAGGUCAGAGUCAACCGAAGAUGUCAGUAACUGGCAAAACGAGAGUGACGGAUCAUUUGGUUUCACGUGUAACCGUUACGUGGGACCAGCGGUUACAACGGUCCUCGGAAUUAGUGCAUUUCUCAGUCCUAUAGCGAUGGUUGUGCUCCCGAAACUGGGCUUCUUUCCAGACUCAACUAACGUCCUUACCCUUCAACAAAGGCUUCAACGUCUUUCCUGCAACGCAGAGUGUAAGGGGCAGCUUGUAGGUCUGGCUUUCAAGCUUGUCUUGUUAGGCAUCGGGAGUUGGGCAGUCUUUCUCAGACCCGCGAACGCCACCAUGCCUAGAAUAUUCCUAUUCAGAUUUGGUGUACUGAUGCUAACGCUGUUGUGCAUUUGCACGUACUGGCUAUUUUACGUUGUUCAGCUGACAGAAAGUGCGAAGACUGCCGCGAACGGGGAAAUUACAGAGUACAAGAGUUUAGUAAGCUACGCUGGAACCUUGACUGACACCCUCUUGUUUAUACAUUACGUGGCCGUGCUGCUUGUCGAAAUUCGUCACCUACAGCCCACGUUUUACCUCAAGGUGGUACGAUCUCCAGACGGAGAAUCGAGAUCUUACGCUAUAGGGCAAUUGUCAAUCCAGAGGGCGGCUGUAUGGGUUCUGAAAAAAUACUACACGGAGUUUUCUGUUUACAAUCCUUACCUAGAGCGCCUGCCGGUUUCGAAAUCCAAUAGAAAACAGUCUAGUUUCAAGUUCUACGAGGUUGACGGCGGCUCCGGGACCACCGUCACUCAGCGCGGAGCUGGUGGGGACAGAGCAGUCCUCGCAGCUCAAGCUCGUCGACGUGACUCAAGUCAUAACGAGCGUUUUUACGAGGAACAUGAUUACGAGCGCCGAGUGAGAAAGCGUAAGGCACGUCUAAUUACCGCCGCCGAGGAGGCGUUCGCUCACAUAAAACGUCUCCAUUCGGAAGCCGAAUCCGCGCCAAAUCCGGGCCCUAUGGACCCGAUGGAGGCGGCACAGGCUGUUUUUCCAUCCAUGGCGCGGGCCCUGCAGAAAUAUUUACGGGUAACGCGUCAGCAGCCUCGACACUCGGUGGAAUCGAUUUUGGGACGGCUCGCUAGGUGUCUCGCCCAAGAUGCGGCCCCUCGUGCCUUCCUGGAACCAUUUUUCGCGCCAGGUCCUGUCCUGGCUAACGAAAAGGAACGGCAAAGGAGAUCUCAACAUUGGGCCCUGGUUUGCGAAGGGGAAUUGCCGUCAAGAUCUCUGACCUCUGGUUGCGAAUUUCAACUACGUCAGGGGGAAAUCGCACUGCUUUGUACAGUGCAUAGGAUACCGCAUUUUAAUCUCACUGAGCAGCUCGCACAUCCCAAGUCUAACAAAUUUCUGUUACGACUUAAUUCCGAGACUUCUGUUUAGCCUUAACAAAAGAGAAUAAUAGUAGGACAAAAAGAGAUUAGUUAUAAAGUAUUAGUGAUGAAGCAGAAUAACGCGGCGGAUGAAAUCUGGUAAAGAUUUUGGGAGAAUCGCUUUAAUUGAUUUUACUUAGCUUGUAAGUUGUGGUUCAAGGGGAUGCAAGACCGUUCCGUACGGAAAAACUCGUUUUAAUUCGAAAUACAUCAGACGAGCUAUACAGAAGUAUGCAAUAGAUAACGUACCUAAUUGUUCUCAUGAUGCGUAUAAAGUGUAGAAGCAAUUGGAUAGGUCGUGAAAUUCUUCACAAAACGUGUUUAAAGUAUGACAUGAAUUUUCCAUGUAGGUCAAAUACAAAGAUAUACAUCGCCACGGGCAAAUUAUUUCUGUUUUAACUAAUCUACGUGUGGGAAUGAUUAGUCGUUAUCUGUUGAAGAUACGUACUAGCAUUUUUUUUUUUCUUAAUGUCUGUGGUAUUGAAAAUAAAAUCAACUUUAUGAUAGUGCUAUUCGUGAAACUAGGUAAAUUGCAUACUGAACAAAUAUGCAACAUAUGUAUCUUAUUACUUAAGAUGCGCAAAAAUUGCAAGCUGUAGAGUCUACGUUCUUUUU
Molecule: messenger RNA, 3064 nt
Organism: Diprion similis
Lineage: Eukaryota; Metazoa; Arthropoda; Insecta; Hymenoptera; Diprionidae
Gene: Vang
Product: vang-like protein 2
Exons: 4
Coding region: 726-2459 (577 amino acids)
Biological process (GO): Wnt signaling pathway, planar cell polarity pathway; establishment of planar polarity; multicellular organism development
Cellular component (GO): plasma membrane
Source: RefSeq, a predicted model, not a curated record